Messenger RNA from Glarea lozoyensis ATCC 20868, 759 nucleotides. RefSeq lists its product as uncharacterized. Bases 1 to 759 code for a protein of 252 amino acids. The transcript has 2 exons. NCBI's taxonomy places the organism in Eukaryota, Fungi, Ascomycota, Leotiomycetes, Helotiales, Helotiaceae. The record is from RefSeq and is a predicted model, not a curated record.
AUGCCUACCAAAAGGUCGACCACACACAUCGAUAUAUUCGAAAAAUCCGGGAUUCUGAAACCCAUCACCGAUGACCACAUGUCCAUACCACCCACCCUUUCUAGAAGAGAUAGAUACAUUGCAAUGUCAGUGGAAGAACUUAUCGGAUGCUGUCGCGAAGGAUCUUACACAACAGUAGACUUGCUCAUGGAAUUGCAUCGCAGAGCUUCCGCGUCAGUCUUUCGACACAAACGUCUCUACAACUGGGAUUGUGUGCCCGUCGAAAUCGACGAGCAUGGCGUAGACCAUCAGGCCGAACGUGCUAGGAUGAUUAUGACAUACGAUUGCAAAUGGAAGUCCUCGAGAGCUCCAGACAAUCCGUCAAUACUCGACUAUGGGACUCUUGACCCUCUCAUGGAACCUUCCAAUGACAAGGUUAGACGCAUUGUCAAUGAGAAGAUGGCACAACUCAAGGCAGAGGCGCGCGAAGCAGCGAUUAUUCGGCAUCCCCGUUCACCGUUGUACCAAGGUCCUAAACCAACGCUAACCGUACGAAACGUGGACGAGGUUAUGGAUAUUUCAGAGUCAAAACAUUACAAUGGAGAUAUACCUUUACAUCGUCCCAGUAAAAGAGUAACAUACUAUCAACCAAUCUAUAAACCAAUUCGUCAUCAGCCAAAAAUAAGUGAAAGGAAAAAGGUUCAGCAACAUCAAAGCCUCGCAGGAAAGCCAAAGAGAUCUCAAUUGCCCGAUGCAUGGCUAGACACCUAUACUGCGUGA